Messenger RNA from Drosophila bipectinata, 544 nucleotides. RefSeq lists its product as uncharacterized. Lineage: Eukaryota; Metazoa; Arthropoda; Insecta; Diptera; Drosophilidae. The record is from RefSeq and is a predicted model, not a curated record.
GUUUUCAAUGUGUGGCAUCAGCAAUAAGCAGCUAAUUAAUUAUGUUUUGGACGGCAGUCGCCUCGUCCACGCUAUCGACCACCCCGGAGAGCUCGGCGGGAUUGGCCAGUGCAGCGCCCAGCUAUCAGCAGCAGCACACCAAGCCAGUGGCUCUGCGGGCCCUGGCCAGCAGCUGGCAGCUCAGCAAUGCUGCAUUUAAAUCACGUCAACUACAUCAGCAACACAAGGAGCAACUACGAUUGCAGUCCCAGCCACUGUCCCCCCCGAAGGAGCAAGCGGAGCAGACUGGAGGUGUGCUUGAGGCCGAGCAGGAAACAGAAAAACAUCAGACAGCUGGUCCCAGUCUCAAGAAGAAAAUCAGACCGAAAAGUGAAAGUAAAAUAUUCAAAGCUUUCACCUCGUGCAAGUGCACAAAAAAGGAAAAAAAUUAAUUCCAGCAAAUAUGUGCGCCAGCCAGUACAAUUCAAUUACAAUAAUCAAAACCGAACAAGCUACAUAUUUUUUAUGCAUUUUAAAGGUGAAAUAUAAACCGAAUAAUACAAGC